CGACUACUCCGUAUAUUAUAAGAGUUCAUCAACAAGAAUCUUCUCUUUUACAGAGAUAACCGCCCGUAUAUUUAAAUAACAGAAUUAACCGCUUGUCCGCCCAUCGCCGUCAAGGGCAUAGUCUCUGCGGCGCGCACCUCCGGCACGCCGUUUGCCCCUUCCCGCAUCUGACAAUUGCUGGGUCUCAAUCUUCAAUUCAGUAAGUUUUGUUCGGCAACUCCAAAAUUUUGAACUUUUUAGGUCUCAAACUUCAAACAGCAGCAAAAUCUCAUCUUCUUCAGCAGUUCAGCAGGACCGACGAGGCAACGCCGCAACGACCAGUCUUCUUCAACGAUGUUGCAAUGAUGGGAAGCUCGUGAAUUUUAGACUUUUCUGGAUCGUGUGGUUUCAGUCCAGAUCUAAUCUGGACUUUUUGUCACCAGUUUUUCAAUUUUUUUAGCGCGGUGCAUAAAUAGGGGGGCCGUAAUCCCAAAGACAACGUCCGCAUCAACUGAACUUUCUGGCCCUGCCUUUGAGUACAUAUCUGAAGCUAAAGAUAAGAAGAAAAUGAGGUUACUGAAAGUGGCUACGUGUAACCUGAACCAAUGGGCCAUGGAUUUUGAUUGCAAUAUGAAGAACAUAAAGGAUUCCAUUUCUAGGGCUAAAGUGGCAGGAGCUAUGAUCAGGCUCGGCCCCGAGCUUGAAAUCACUGGAUAUGGAUGCGAGGAUCACUUCUUUGAGCUUGAAACCAUCUCUAAUGCGUGGGAUUGCUUAAAAGAAUUGCUGCUAGGUGAUUGGACAGAUAACUUAUUGUGCAGUUUUGGAAUGCCAGUUGUCAAAGGAUCAGAGCGCUACAAUUGUCAAAUAUUGUGUCUUAACAGGAAAAUAUUAAUGAUUCGGCCCAAAAUAUGGCUAGCAAAUGAUGGCAACUAUAGGGAACUUCGAUGGUUUACAGCCUGGAAGCAUAGAGAUGUUGAGGAUUUUCAGCUCCCAAGUAAUGUUUCUGAAGCUUUGAAUCAAUCAAUUGUCCCAUUUGGCUAUGGAUAUCUUCAGUUUUUGGACACAGCUGUUGCAGCUGAAGUUUGUGAGGAACUUUUUGUACCUUCACCGCCUCAUGCUGAACUUGCACUGAAUGGAGUUGAAGUAUUUAUGAAUGCGAGUGGAAGUCAUCAUCAGUUAAGGAAGCUGGAUCUUCGCAUGCGAGCUUUUGUAAGUGCCACUCACACACGUGGAGGGGUUUACAUGUAUAGCAAUCAACAAGGAUGUGAUGGUGGUCGACUUUAUUUUGAUGGAUGUUCUUGUGUGGUUGUGAAUGGAGACAUGAUAGCUCAAGGAUCACAGUUUUCUCUGAAGGAUGUUGAAAUGGUGUUUGCUGAAAUUGAUUUAGAUGCGGUUGCUAGUCUUAGGACAUCUACCAGUAGUUUCCAAGAGCAAGCUAGUUUGAAAUCUAAAGUUUCCGCAGUGGUCAUUCCAUAUAAACUUUGCAAGUCCUUCAAUCUCCAAAGGUCACUUACUAGUCCUCUUGAGACUAGGUACCACUCUCCUGAGGAGGAAAUAGCACUUGGGCCUGCAUGCUGGUUAUGGGAUUAUUUAAGAAGAAGUGGUGCAUCUGGUUUCUUGCUCCCACUUUCAGGUGGUGCUGAUAGUUCUUCUGUUGCCGCAAUAGUUGGUUCAAUGUGCCAGCUUGUAGUUAAAGAAAUUGCAAAUGGGGAUGAACAGGUCAAGGCUGAUGCUAUGCGAAUUGGCCAGUACACUGAUGGACAGUUCCCAAUGGAUAGCAAAGAAUUCGCUAAGCGUAUAUUUUAUACGGUUUUCAUGGGGUCUGAAAAUAGUUCUGAAGCCACAGCAUCGCGGGCAAAGCUUCUGGCAGAUGAAAUUGGAUCAUGGCAUCUAAAUGUUAGCAUAGAUGGUGUAGUUUCUUCUCUGAUCUCUUUGUUCCAAACACUUACAGGGAAGCGUCCACAAUACAAGGUAGACGGGGGAUCGAGCAUUGAAAACUUGGGCCUGCAAAAUAUUCAAGCUCGAGUCAGAAUGGUCUUAGCAUUCAUGCUAGCAUCACUGUUGCCAUGGGUACACAAUAAACUGGGAUUUUAUUUGGUAUUGGGUAGCUCCAAUGUAGAUGAAGCAUUGCGUGGCUAUCUAACAAAGUAUGAUUGUAGUUCAGCUGAUGUAAAUCCAAUCGGAAGUAUUAGCAAGAUGGAUCUUCGAACAUUUCUGAGAUGGGCAGCCAUUCAUCUUGGUUACUCAUCCUUGGCAGAAAUUGAAGCAGCUCCUCCCACUGCUGAAUUGGAACCUAUACGCUCGAACUAUAGUCAGCUGGAUGAAGUGGACAUGGGAAUGACAUAUGAAGAACUCUCGAUUUAUGGAAGAAUGCGCAAGAUUUACCGUUGUGGACCUGUAUCGAUGUUUAAGAACCUCUGCUAUAAAUGGGGUACGGUGUUGACUCCAAAAGAGGUGAGCGAUAAAGUGAAGCACUUCUUCAAGUAUUAUGCCAUUAACAGACACAAGAUGACCGUGUUAACACCUGCAUAUCAUGCCGAGAGUUACUCACCUGAAGACAACAGGUUUGAUCUUCGACAGUUUUUGUACAAUGUGAAAUGGCCUUACCAGUUCCGGAAAAUCGAUGAACUUGUGAAUGAGCUUGAUGGUGACCAAGUUGCAAUCACAAAAACAGUGGUCGGUGGUGGUAUGGGUGUCGUGGCAGCUGGUGCAGGCAACCCAAGCGCGGGGAUUUAGGUUUAUCCUCUCAUCCCACUAUUUGUUGAUGUGGGGUAAGUCCAGGUGUCUUAUUUAUUGAUAAUUGGUCUCAUCAAUAAAGAGAUCACAGACCUCUUAGAGUUUUUCUUUGAUUUUGCUUGACUAUCGUCACCACCACCUCAUUCCAACUACAUUGGGGAUAGGACGAACGACACCAUUUGUACAAUUAGAUUGCUGUUAGCAUGUCUUGGUACAACCUAAUGGUAGUUCUUGUUACCUUUGGAGCACAGAGAGUUUUAUCAUCUUGAUGGUUGUGCAUGGUGAGUUCCUAUACUACAGUAAGAGUACACUUUUCUCAUUAUACACCCAAUUCAUUCUUGUUUUUUGUAAUCUUUUUUAUAUUUUAUUGUUCUUAAUGUAAUAAGCUUGUGAAUGGCUGAAACUUUGGGAUAUAGAUCUGAAUGUUUGAUGCAUUGAUGUAAUAAUGACCAAUAAGUUAUUGGUCUAAAUGAGUUGUACACGAAUACAAUCUUUAAAAUAUUACAUCCAACAAGAAUUGUAUACAUGACCUCGUGAAUAUAAAACACACAUUAAUUACUACUCUGUAAUAAACUAACACCAUAGUUUGAAUAAAUUUAAUUGUUAUUACGCAUCGGUUAUAGUCUCGUUGUGUGCAGUGUGAUCAAUAGUUUGGGAGCGGUCUCUUGUGACAAGAGAAGGAUUGCUUCUAUGUGAUGCCAAUGUGCACGGACUUGUCAUUUAUAAUUUGCUUGCACCUGCCUUAGCUUCAUACCGUAAUACCGUUCAUUGGUGAUGGAAUAUAUGGAUUUGAACUUUGGCCUUUUUGCCUCGAUAUUACUAAAAAAAGGAUAAAAAAAAAUGACCUCUUAAAAAUUUCCAAAAAUGUGACAAACAUCACAAUUAAGCCUUGCGGUGCACAGUGAUUCCGAUCAAAGUGACUCCGGCCACAGUACUGCUCGCUCAUUGGUCAAAGUGAUUGCCUGCCCACAGACCAGUAGACCACAGUGACUGCCCGCCCACCACCCACAGUGACCGCCAGCCCACCGGCCACCGUGACUGAUCGCCCACCUCCCACAGUGACAUGCCAUCUCCGGUGUCAUGGCCCAUCCCACAUCCGGACACCUCCGGCGACCACCGUCACCGAUGAUCUGCUGCCGCCCUCAAGUGACCAGCCCCUCCACGUCACCGACCAGCGGAACCUGCCCCUCUCUGGCGGCCACCCUCACCAGCCCACAACCUCUCCAUCAGUGACCAAAGUACCAAACCUCCACCAGGUUCUGGC
Molecule: messenger RNA, 3979 nt
Organism: Cuscuta europaea
Lineage: Eukaryota; Viridiplantae; Streptophyta; Magnoliopsida; Solanales; Convolvulaceae
Source: the annotation of a GenBank genome assembly